GUGUAGCCCUGAGGAGGCAUUGAGCCUGAACAUUACUGACAGUUAACUUACCGGUGCUAAGAUAUCGAGGUACUAGUUCCACCUUCUUUUUUAAUAAUAGAUCUUAAACCUCCGCCUAGUAAGCCUAGCUUGAUCCCUUUUUUCCUUAUAAGCUUCUUCCUCGUAAACAAAAUCCACAAAAAUAUUUUAAUAAAAUUAAGCAAUCCGUUCCUUCACUAACCUUGCGCAAUCGACAACGUACUCAUACAAUAUUAAACGUAGAUAGGAAAUCUAUAGCUGCUGCAGCUCACCAACACAGCAAUGUAUUAAUAGCUAAUAAUGCCUCUAAUACUGAAAUGAAGAAGAAUGCAGCAAAGCCUCAUUCAAUAGUUAGACCAAUGCCUAAAGUGAGUAAUGGACAGGCUACUAUCUCUACAUCAGAAGCAACUACUCCAGAAUCCUCAUCAACACCUUCCACAAUUCCCUUGGAAAGAAGAGAAAGACGAACUAGUAAACAGCCAACAAAUAUUGCUUCAACUUCAAUUAACAAAUCUGGUAGAAUUGAAACAAAAGUACAAAAAAGGCAAACGGGUGGGGUUAAUCAAGGAGUAUCACAACAAUCACAACAAAGAGUAGGACAACAAAAAAGUGGAAUUAAAAAACCAACAAUGGUUACUAGAAAAUAA
Meloidogyne enterolobii is the source of this 665-nucleotide messenger RNA. NCBI's taxonomy places the organism in Eukaryota, Metazoa, Nematoda, Chromadorea, Rhabditida, Meloidogynidae. The record is from the annotation of a GenBank genome assembly.